Molecule: messenger RNA, 1980 nt
Organism: Dermacentor andersoni
Lineage: Eukaryota; Metazoa; Arthropoda; Arachnida; Ixodida; Ixodidae
Product: phosphatidylinositol 3,4,5-trisphosphate 3-phosphatase TPTE2-like
Biological process (GO): dephosphorylation; transmembrane transport; monoatomic ion transport
Cellular component (GO): cytosol; membrane
Molecular function (GO): monoatomic ion channel activity; phosphatidylinositol-3,4,5-trisphosphate 3-phosphatase activity
Source: RefSeq, a predicted model, not a curated record
GAUGGUGCGCGAGCCGCGGCCGCGGGACGGGACGGGGGUCGGGAUACGAAAAGUUGCUAACUAGUUUCUAAAGUAGUUAGAGAGUGGUCAUAGCGUUGUUACUGCGCUGAACCCGGGAGGUUUUUCGUGUGAGGACGUUACUACAAGGUUGCAGAAUGGUGAAGUACACGCAAUUCGCAAACGAAAGCAUGGAGCAAAUAGGCGCGACGAGUAGCAACGGAACUACCGGCCAAGAAGCAUCGGAGGUGGUCGUGAUUGAGAAAAGUCACCAGCUGAACAGCAGCGCUUUUGAUCAGCCCAGCGAGCAAAUCCCAAGGCAUGCAAUGCUAAAGAGAUUUGUGGAACACCUUGGAUUCAGACUCUUCAGUUUUUCUCUAAUUAUUAUUGACAUAAGUGUGCUGAUAGCAGACUUAUGUCAACCAAACAAGCCGGCACAUGCUGAGAAUGCAUAUGACAUUGUGGCACUAUGCUUUGUUUCUUUCUUUGUCCUCGAGAUCCUCUUUCGGAUAUAUGCUCAAGGUACUGGAGAGUUCCUGAAGCGUUGGUACAAUGCUGUGGACUUCAUUGUAGUCAUGCUGUCGUUUGUUGCCACAGUUGCAUAUGUCUCUGUCGAAAUAUCCGGAUACUACAAGCUUCUGGUAAUUGGUCGAGUGGUUCGCAUAGUUGGCCUCCUUCGAAUCUACACUGAAAAGAAAAAUUUGACCAAGGGCGCCAGACUCAUGGUGUCCGAGAAUAAGCGACGGUACAGGCAAGAUGGCUUCGAUCUUGACCUUGUUUAUGUGACUGAUAGGAUCAUUGCAAUGUCAUAUCCAUCAUCUGGAAAGAUGUCAUGGUAUAGAAACCCAAUUCAAGAAGUGGAGAGAUUUUUCAGCACAAAACAUCCAAACCACUACCGCAUCUACAAUAUGUGCAGUGAACGAACCUAUGACAACAGCCACUUCAAUGGUUGUAUUGAACGUUACUUAAUUGAUGAUCACAACGUACCUUUACUUAGGGAUGCAGCAGAGUUUGUGGCAAAGGCUCAAGCGUUCUUGAAUGAGAAUCCUGAAAAUGUAGUGGCUGUGCAUUGUAAAGGCGGCAAAGGAAGGACAGGAACAAUGAUUUGUAUGCUGCUCAUGCACAAUGGCCUUUUUGAAUCUGCCCAGGCAAGUCUGGAAUACUUUGGAAAUGUCCGCACAGACAAGACCGUUGGGACCAAGUUUCAGGGUGUUGAGACCCCUAGUCAGAGCCGCUACGUAGAAUACUUUCAGGAAGUGAAGGAGAAGCAUGAUGGAGUGGUGCCUGAUGAGGUUUCAUUAAAAGUCAAAGAAAUAAGGAUCUACAAGUUGUCAGGGGUUGGACAAGGCACAGGAACAGACUUUUCAUGUGAAGUCUUUGAAGCCAAGUCCAAGGUGUUCGAGAUGGACUUUGGACGUCAAAUGAACUGUCAGGUGCACUACCGUUCUGAAGCUGACGUUCUUGAAGUGAGUCCCAUUAACUUCCCUGUUGUUAAAGGGGACGUGAAAUUCAAGUUUUCCUGCCAAAGUCCAUCUGUGCCUCGAGGUUAUGAAGACUGCCCGUUUUACUUCUGGUUCCACACCAGCUUCAUCAAAGACAACAAGCUGUUCUUGCCGAGAGACGUUCUUGAUAACCCUCACAAGCCGAAGACGUGGAAGGUGUACGACGCCGGCUUUGCGGUCGAGCUACUUUUCACCAAUCCGUCCUGAGCCGAGGAUGCUGCAUGCACAACCGGUGCCUCUCGACUUUUUUCCCUGUGAUGUGCAAUCCUGGCCAAUCUACUCAACUCAGCUGCACUCCACAUUGGCAGUGUGGAGAACCACAGACGACCACAACCGACGGUUGUAUUUAUGGGAACUCUGCCUUCAGAGAGCCAUGUACAUAAUGUUUAUACUACAAAUUAUGCUCUUUAUUAAUAUAUGUUUAGGCUUGUGUAGUAUGUUAUGAAUAAAAUGGAGCAGUGCUCUACAUUGUACCUUCAAA